Molecule: messenger RNA, 6799 nt
Organism: Pocillopora meandrina
Lineage: Eukaryota; Metazoa; Cnidaria; Anthozoa; Scleractinia; Pocilloporidae
Source: the annotation of a GenBank genome assembly
AUGACGGAAGACUCAAAAUUUUCCAUUGUUUCGCCGAAUUCGGUGAAAUUGUACGCGGAAAUUUGCGGCGUUCAGACUUUGACAGACGAUCUUGCCAGUUCCUUGGCUGAAGAUGUGACCUACAGACUUCGCGAAACGCUGCAGGUUUAAAUGAACACGCUUACUUCUUCCAUUAACUAGUUUAUUAUUAUGAUCGUAAAGGUAGUAUCAGUUUAAUCAGCUGAACAUUUUAUUUAAAUUUCACAGAGUGCCUCGCAGUUUAUGAAGCAUGCUAAGCGGAGAAGGCUCUCAAGCGAAGACUUCAACAAAGCAUUAGAAAGAAGUAGCACAGAGGUAAAACAUGGAAUUUAAUCUCACAUCUGUCGAUCAAACUCGACUCGGUAUGAGAGAUCAUGAUGUGAUAGUUUUAAUCUCGCCCACGUGUUAAGGAAGAUCUUCGAACCUCUAAUAAGGCAUACGAGAGAGUUUGGAUGUCUUGAAAGGCGCAGUGAAGGUGGGGAGGGGGGGAGGGAGGCAGGGGAGACGGUCCUCCCCCUAUGCAAGCGAUAAAGGUUUGUUCCAAGCACAAAGGGUACGCUUUUUGAGGUGUUUUGGUCUUGGACCAGUGUAAUCUUAAAAGAGGGUAUGUGUUUCAAAGAAACUUUUGGAGCGUACAGUAUGACUGGACGUAUUUAUGAAAACUUUGCUUACUGCAGUCUGUUUAGCUUGAAAGUGGGCUCUCCUUUUUCGGUUUUGCCUUACAGCACCUUACCAGGUGUACCCAUUAUUAUACUGUCAGCAGCUACUUAUGGAAAAAGUUGUUGAAACCCCUGACACAGGUGUGGAAAAUGGCAUGUUUUGGCCUGAAUUAGGGUUAUGAUUUGAAGAAAUGGCAUGCGCAUGAACACCUCUUUCAAGAAAUAAUUGUGAGAAGUUCUUUGCCCUUACAGUGUGUCAAUAUUUUGUACAUGUACAUGCAAGAAUUGGGAGAAACAGGCUGUAAUGUUGAUAUCAUCUCCCUGAACAUUUUCACAUGACAUUUUAAUUUAUUUAAGUGACUUGUUUUGCAUGUGUUUGUCUGGCCAGCCAAUUUAUGGUUAUGGAUCUAUGGAUGACGUGUUGUUUCGAAGUGCACCAACUAAGGAUGGGGACAUUUUCUUUGUUGAAGAUAAGGAGAUAAGCCUACGAGAGCUGGCAAUGAAUGUGGUUAUACCCACUGACCCUGGACAAAGAAGUGUUAAAGGUGAAAUCUCAGUCUGUCAAAUUCAGUCAGAACUUUCAACAGAAGGUCGCAAAGGAGAGGUUUUGUUUCAUGCACAAAUUUAAGAAAAACUCAUACAUCACGUCUAUAAAAGAUAAAAAUUCAAUUCCUUCUUCUUGUGUACAAGGUUUCAGGUAAAUCUUAAAGUUUUCAAAAACUGAGAGAAAAAAAUAUAUGGUUAAAUAUAAUUCAGAAGGCAAAAAAACAUCUCAUGCUGGUUCAAAAAUUCCUUAGUUGUGUUCCCCUAUCUGUAGAAUUCAAGUGCCACAUAUAAAUGUUGGCCUUAACCCUUUAACUCCCAAGAUCUGUUUGUUAAUUCUCCUUUCUGGCUGCUACACAUUUCCUUGUAAAUUAGUUACAAGAAUUUGGAGUUAGAUAGAGACAACAACUUCCAUCUGAUAAAUUUGAGUUUUCUCAUUACCUGCUUACUGGGUGAUGUAUGAAUAUUACAGGGAGAAGUUACAUGUUAAUCAUUUGUGAGGGUUAAACAGCUAAUCACACGUCACAUAAAAUCCUUUGUUAAAAAUGCAUUUGAAUUAGUUUCAUGGUUUUAAAAGGUUGAAAAUUUUCUCUAUUUUGUAUAAUAGUGAAUCUUGGCUAUUUUCUAGGGAAACAGAAAACAUUCCUCCAUAUUUAAAUUUACACAGAUUCAAACUUUCUUGUGAUUAGUCCUAUUUUGUGUUCUUGCCUGUGCAUUAAACUUAUGUUUUAAAGAAGUUGUGGCUUUGAUUCUCCUUUGUCAGCAAAUUGGUUGUCUGCUGAAGGUGCACUGCCUGCUGGAAGUCAUGCUCAGCCAAAUGUUGGUAAGUUGAAACUGAUUGGCCAAAUUGUCUUUAAAAAGCACACCUGCUUCUAACUGCAUCUUUAAACGUGUGUUGUUUCAUCUGUCAAUUUAGGACGAGUUAACAAUGAUGGAGGCAGUGUCCAGCGUCCCCUCUCUCAGGUGGUUGUCUUUGUAUUUUCAGUUUUAAUACACAAAAUUUUGUUCAGUGCCAUUGUUAGAGCUAACUGUUUUAACCUCUCUUACCUUUAUAGUGGCCUUACAUGUCCUUAGUCACUUGGGCAUAUUUAAGUUAUAAGGGUAAAUUUUUUAACCUUACAAACUUUUUGAAACCCAGGUUCUUUCAGUUCUAAACUCAGUCUGCAAGUCAGUAUCUUUGAGCAUGAAAAAGUGGCACCUGAAAUUCCAUUUCCCCCACCCACUGCCAUUUAACACUAGAUUGAAACUCAUGUGAAAAGCUUGUGUGUUAUGAUGACUCUGUAGUAUUUUGGUCUCAUUCGGAGAAAGAUCAUGUUCGAUACUUAGCUACCUCUGACUGUAGCCGCCAUCUUCUGUCUAGGAGUAUUGCAGGCACCAGAAAACUCUCAGGGAGACUGAGCAAAAUGCUCUUUGGUAGUUACACCUUGUUUCAUACUUCCUUAGCAGGAUGUGCAGCUGUAUUGUAGCAGUGUUAGCCUUGCAGGAUACUUUAAAGGGCUCUAAGUUCUUUUUGAACCCAUUUAGACAUUUACAAUGGACAUUUUUUAAACUAUGUUUCUGGCUUUCUCCCAAUAGGCAUGUUUAAGUUACUAUGAGCAAGUAACGAAAGCAAUUUUGGGUGAUGAUGAACAAUGCAACAGAGUAAGAAUUUAUCUGAAUUUAGAAUACUUUAGCUGUGAUUCAGUUGGGAAGGUAUUUGUGGUGUUCCACACCUGAAAAAGUUCAAAGUUAAAGAAAAAGUUUUGUUACAGAAUGCGAUUAUUUUCUAUUCUUCUUCUGGCAGGUGGCUCUGAGUGAUCUGAAAACAAAUCCAAAGAUUUAUUCUUUACUGGCAUACUUUGUGAACUUUAUUGCAUCCGGGGUAAGUCAGUGGACUAAUCAUAUUAUUUCAAACCUUUGCCUAUUUUGUUUAGCAAAAAUCGAAGCCAAAGAAAUCAAUUUAACAGAAUUUCUUCUAAUAAAUCAUUUUAUUGGGUUGUACAAAUUUUAAGAGAAGCUGAGUUUUAGUUUGUAGAUUGAAGUGAUAAUGUAUUUUUCAGGUGAAGACUUAUAGCCAUGACUUGACGCAACUAAGUAAGCUUUUGAGUAUGGUCAGAUCACUGAUUGACAAUUCAUCACUGUUCCUUGAGCCUUAUGUAAGCAAAUAAUUUAUGAUAUCUAUUAGCUUAAAAAAUUAAAUUUGCACUCAUCAUUCAAACAUGAAAGGUCAACAUUUAAGACAUCUUAAUUAUGCAUAUGAUAUCUUUUCAAUUGCUUUUCUUAUGUCUUUCAACUGCAUCUGAAAUUUGCGUAUAAAUAAGUGUGAAAAUUGUGUGAGGACUAUGCUCAGAGUCCAUCAUGAUUAUGAGUUCUUGAGUACACACAGAUAUGUGUUUAGUUUGGUUUACAGUGCAAGCAGGUCUUCAUUGUGCUGCAAGAGUUGAGACAAGUCAGGGAGAGGUUUGCCAGGCGUGUGGAAGUAAAUCAAGGCCUUGCUCAUAAGCUAAGCUUGGUUAAAUCAAAUUUACAAACAAGUUAAGCAAUUUUGAUGGAUCAGAGUUCAUGAUCAUUUACACUGUACUCCUUUUGAAUUCAUCAACAAAAUGACCUUGUGGGCUGGGUAUAAAAGGAACACAACUGCUGUACUUAAUUAAUACUAAUACAUGUAAAUUUAUUUGGUGAACAGGUUAUUCAGCUGGUGACAGCAGUCAUGUAUUGUCUGCUAGAGUCUUUGGCUGCGUCUCUGAACCCCAAAAAUGACCACUGGAGAUUGAGGGAUGAAGCAGCUUCUAUUUUGGCUCGCAUUAGCAGGUAGAUAUGCAUUAUGCAUGAUAAAGUUGUUAGCAUUGAGGUUAUUGCAAUAUGCAUCCUUAUUUGAUUUAAUGCAGCAUUUGCUUGAGCACAUUUCAAAAGGCACUUACCUUUCUAGUAAAAGCUCACCCAAAAGGUUUAUUUGUGUAUUGAGUGUGAUUGUGUGUUCUUUUACAGAAAAUGCAGUAAUCCAGUGAAUUAUUUGAGACAGCAGCUUUUAAUGACACUACAGGAAGUGUUAUUGGAUGACGGGCGGCCAUUUUGUUCCCAUUAUGGUGCUGUAGUUGGGUUGACCGAGCUGGGACCAGAGGUCAAUAUUUUUAUUGCUCUUAUUCGAUUUCAGUAGUAAGCCACAUACCGUUUAUAAGAAACUGUAGAAAGAAAUAAUCUUAAGUGUGAAUUUGAUGCCGUCUGAAAGAACGUUACCCGUCUGGCUGAACGAAAAGGGUGUUUUACCAGCGAAUUAUCACUAAACAUAUUUAAUCAGAAACAACAGAGUAGCGCGCAAAAGUGAGUUGACAAUACCCAGCUCGAUCUUCGAUCGUCGAUUCUCGAAAAUUUACGAAUAUUUACGAGGGAGAAGUUGCUGAUUAGGAAGGCUGGCAAAAAUCUACCAAGAUGAAAACAAUAGCGCUUUUGUAUACUUGUUAUAUCGAGAGAUUUGAGGUCCCUGUCUGUGGACAAUAUUUCAUCACUUUCUUCCUUCAUUUUAGCCAAUCAGAUUCGAGAAAUUUAGUUUUCGUCACGCGUAGAUGCUUCCAGAAAACAAAAAACUGAAUCAGGCUAUUCUUGUAUAUUUUAGGCCUUAGAGCAGUAUGUGAUACCACACCUCCGAACCUAUUGGACACAGCUUCAGCAAGUGUUAGACGACAACAGCCAAUCAAAUGCACUGCUGCAAGAAGAAGCUUACCAAGUUUAUGGCGCUCUUUUGGUAUGCUAGGCGCUUGUUCUUUUGCUCAUACAACAGAAAAAGAUGUAUUUUCUUGAACAGCCAUUGGUUUAUAUUGGGGCCAAAAAAAGCGAAGAACAAUUGAGUAUGGUUUAGAUCUAGGUUUGAUUCAGUAAAGAGGGUAAGUUUCUAAAGAAACUGUGGUGCUACGUCAGUGGGAGAGUAUAACAAGAUAAUUUGGCAACAUAAAUUGGUCAUCGUUGAGAGUUUCAAAGCUGACGUUUCGUGCGUUAGUCCUUCGUCGGAGCGAAUGACGAAGGGCUAACGCUCGAAAUGUCAGCUUUGAAACUCCUAACGGUGGCCAAUUUACGUUAUUGGUACUAUCAAAUCAGUUGACCAAAUUAUCUUGAUUGAGGCUGGACUUCAUUAAACAAUCUUCCCUUGAUAUACAAUUCGAAUGAUUCGCCUUUGAUACUGAUGUAGCUCUUCAUCUCUUAAAUGUAUGUAUUCCUUGUAUCCUGCAGCAAGCCGCAGGUUGUCUGUUGAAAUCCAAGCAGCAUGGCGUUCCAAUGACCUCUCUCGGUUUUCAAGUCAACAACUCGCACCCAGUUCUGCGCACCAAUUUAUCUCCGUGGGCUGGAGCGAGUGUACUUCAGCGCCCAGCCCCCGUGGCAAAGUCCCGAUCCCGGUCAAGUUCGACUGGUCUCGCUUCGAAUCCUUUUCAGCUGUACCAGCAGCUGUACGAUGUAUUCGGCGACAGUCUAGGUCCCAGGACUGCACACAACAACUGGCAAGACGCGGUCGUUACCAAAACUAACCAACUUCGGAUGCAACCAUUUGCGCACGCGUACUUUCCCUUACGACCUCUGCCGCGCGAUGCAAAUAUUAUCAAGGAGUUGAUUAACAAAGCGAAAGAGAAAUUACAGACAUUUGGUUCAAAAACUAACACGUUUGGUGUUAAAAGGAAGAGAACCAUUGAUGACGAAUCAAGUCAAAGUCCAAAAGAAAGACUCAAAAGCAAAAGGAUUUGUUUGACAUUGAGGCCCUCUCUUGCGAAGGUCUCUGCUACGCUCAUGGAUUUGGAUCCUGAGGAACUCAGUUCAUCGCAAAGCAUAACGACAGGAAUUUCGAAGAAAAGCAGUGAGAAGGAGCUUGCAAAGGCUCCUAGACAUGUUCAGCGAGUGACAAACUGUGGUGUUGAGACUGGACGCAUUCAAAGAAAGUUAAGAAAGCAAAAUCCCUCGCUCAGUAACAGAGUCAAGUUUGAUUUUCACAUUGGUGUAACUUUAUAACAUCGGUAUUCUUGUUCCUGAGAAAUACCUCAAGAUAACACUGUACAUGUAAAUGUAACUCAGACUUGAUUUUCGCGGUAGAUAUUUAUACACGGUCUUGCUUGUAUUCCGUAAAAUUGAUCACAACUAUUCCUGUUUCCUGAAUGGCCCUGAAACUUCAAGGCAAAGAAACACACUGCAUUCACAAAUCGAAAUACGUCUAGAGAGAAAAACUGUUGAAUCAGAGCUGAAUGGCCCUGAAACCACAAGUCAAGGAAACACACCGCAUUCACAAAUCGAAAGAAAGACUGUUCAAUCAGAACUCUUAAAAGCUUCACGUGACGAGUUCAGAGCGCGGGAAAAUAAGACGUUUGUGACCAGGUUGUGAUUGAUGUUGGGUUUUGACACUGCAACUGAUUGUUUUGGCACUUAGCCCAAGCAAAAAGGUCUAACGCUCACAGACAAUUAAACUUGUUGUGAAAGAUGUGGUUAUUGUUUUGUGGUUAUAAAAAAAAGAGAAAGUUUUAUUCAUAAUUGUUUGUCUUGAGUGUCAGUUAUCAUUAAGUCUUUGUCAUUUUCAAUGUUGGCAGUACAUUAUUUUGUGUUCAAGAACAAGUGAACAUAACCAU